Molecule: messenger RNA, 282 nt
Organism: Ilex paraguariensis (yerba mate)
Lineage: Eukaryota; Viridiplantae; Streptophyta; Magnoliopsida; Aquifoliales; Aquifoliaceae
Source: the annotation of a GenBank genome assembly
AUGAAUUCAGCUGCUGCCAUGGAGUUCCCAAAUCAAUCAAGGGAGAUCUCUGGAUUCUCUCCUGGAAGAAAAUUGGGUAGGGGAAAGAUCGAGAUCAAGAGGAUCGAAAACACGACGAAUCGUCAGGUCACCUUCUGUAAGCGCCGCAAUGGAUUGCUCAAGAAGGCCUAUGAAUUAUCUGUUCUCUGUGAUGCUGAAGUUGCUCUUAUUGUCUUCUCUACUCGUGGUCGACUUUACGAGUAUUCCAACAACAGGUAUACUCAUAAUCUCUCUAGAUCUUAA